AAAGAAAGCGACUUUUAAAAUAAAUAGUUUUUCACAUGAUUUCUUUCUUUCUUUUUUCUCUCUUUCUUUCUUUUUCUUUAUAUGCCUCAUUCUUUUUCAAAUUGUCCUUUACGCUCUUGUUCUUUACUCAUCACACAACAUACUUCACAGUCUAUCAUUACAGCCACAGACGAUGUAUUGGAUAGCUUGGGUUAUUCACUGGCUGAUCUAAAGGGACAUUCGAUCCAUACACUUCAUAUCAAACUAUCCUCCAAUCUAACCACCAACAUACCUGAAUGUACACUUCAACAUGCUAAUGGAAAUGCACUUGUAUUUCAAGUCUGUGUUCAUCAAAACCCUUUAGGAUUCAAUAGUCUAGAUUAUUGGUUACUGAGGUUACAUACAGAUCAUGUGGAAACAAACCAGAUGCAUACAAUCACUGUCUUACGGCUAAGUCCUUAUGGUACUAUUGAGCAGGCAAAACCCUAUCAACAUCAAUGGAUAGGUAGACCCAUAAUGGCCUUUGUUUAUCAGGAUGAUGUACAGCCCUUAUGUGCUCAUCUAUCUCAACUGUAUCAUAGGCCUGUUGUUGACCCACUCUUGAUUCGAUGGUCAGCUACCACAGAAGAAAGUCAUGGCUGGAUGGCAUUGGCACUCACAUCCACACGUAUCAAUUCAGCUUUGUAUCCAGUGUGUCUGAUGAGACCAUUACAGAUACCAUUUGAUGAAGAAACAAGUGCGUAUCCUUGUUGGGUCACAAAGGCACAGGUCUACUGGACUGAAUUCUAUCAGUAUAUCAUAGACAACUGGAUAGAUAUGGUAUGUUAUGUAAAAUACAUCUUGAAAGAACAUACCUCGAUGCUUCAGUUAGGGAUCAAAUAAAGUCACAUAUCUAUACGCGU
Molecule: messenger RNA, 881 nt
Organism: Gilbertella persicaria
Lineage: Eukaryota; Fungi; Mucoromycota; Mucoromycetes; Mucorales; Choanephoraceae
Exons: 1
Coding region: 82-861 (259 amino acids)
Source: RefSeq, a predicted model, not a curated record